Messenger RNA from Lycium ferocissimum, 1149 nucleotides. RefSeq lists its product as uncharacterized. Bases 1 to 1149 code for a protein of 382 amino acids. NCBI's taxonomy places the organism in Eukaryota, Viridiplantae, Streptophyta, Magnoliopsida, Solanales, Solanaceae. The record is from RefSeq and is a predicted model, not a curated record. Gene Ontology annotation, biological process: DNA integration. Gene Ontology annotation, molecular function: nucleic acid binding. The transcript has 7 exons.
AUGGUUGAGGAUUUCUUGGAGGUCUUCAUGGAUGACUUCUCUAUGGAAGGGAUUGUUCUUGGUCACAAAAUCUCUGAAAAGGGAAUUGAGGUUAAUCAAGCCAAGAUUGAUGUUAUUGCAAAGCUUCCUCCACUCAUCUCUGUCAAAGGGAUAGCCAAUCCUAUGUGCAAGCUUCUUGAAAAAGAGGCUAAGUUCGAGUUCGAUGAAAAGUGUCGCAAGGCAUUUGAGGAAUUGAAGGAGCGACUUACUUCAGGCCCCGUUAUUGUAUCACCUGAUAGGUCUCUUCCCUUUGAACUUAUAUGUGAUGCUAGUGGAUUUGCUAUUGGAAUGGGCCUAUUUGUUAGGGUCCCAAGUGGUGGUGUAUACAGACCAUGCUGCAUUGAGGAAUUCGAUUUUGAAGUCAGAGAUCGUAAAGGGUUAGAGAACCAAGUUGCAGAUCAUCUAUCAAUGUUUGAGAAAGCUGGCAGACCAAUGGGAAAACUUGAAAUCAAUAAUGCUCUCCUGGAUGAGAGGCUUUUAGUCGUGUCAUGUGAUGUAGUACCAUGGCGUGUCAUGACUCUCCGCUUGGCGGUCAUCAUGAUGGAAAUCAAACAACAGCUAAGGUGCUCGAGUGCCGUGGCUUUACCUAACAAUGAGGCGAAAAGUGUCACAAGCUUUCAGAAGAAGAACAUUUUCACCCGUUUUGGCACCCUGAGGGCAAUCAUCAGUGACGGUGGUUCUCAUUUUUGUAACAAGGCCUUUGUGGGACUGCUCAAAAAAUAUGGUUUCAGGCAUAGGGUGGCCACCCCAUAUCACCCUCAAACAAGUAGCUGGGUGGAAGUCUCUAAUCGGGAGAUAAAGAGUAUUUUGGCCAAGACGGUUAAUGUGAAUAGGACCGACUGGUCCCGGAAGCUUGAUGAUGCUCUUUGGCCUUACAGAAUGGCAUUCAAAACUCCCAUUGGAACUUCCCCUUACAGGAUGGUGUUUGGAAAGGCGUGCCAUUUGCCAGUUGAACUUGAACACAAGGCCAUGCAGGCAUUGAAGAAGCUUAUUAUGCACUUAGAGGAGGCAUCCAAGCUUCGGUUGUUUCAACUUAAUGAAAUGGAUGAAUUCUGGUACCAAGCAUAUGAGAGUGCAUCCCUACACAAGGAAAGGAUGAAGCAUUACUAA